Molecule: messenger RNA, 2199 nt
Organism: Xylaria bambusicola
Lineage: Eukaryota; Fungi; Ascomycota; Sordariomycetes; Xylariales; Xylariaceae
Exons: 3
Coding region: 54-2048 (664 amino acids)
Source: RefSeq, a predicted model, not a curated record
CUUGUCCGUUCGAUGUAAUUGACAAGUUUUCCUUGAUUAUACAAACACAAUUUAUGUUUCUUCGGAGUGCAACAAUGACAACAGCUGCUUCAACACCUCCACAGCGCCUCUUUAAACGAGAUUUGGUGUUUUUAUUGCCAAAGCUGAGGCGGACAAAACCUGAAUAUGUGAACUGCAUUGGGGCUGAGGUUUCUUGGAUCUCGACCACCGGAUGGUCGGGGCCGGGACUGACGCUCUGGAACAUUACUGGCGAGCUUAAGGACGACGCAAGCCAAACACAGGGUGCCAUUCUGGAGCUCUGUAGGAUAGAACUACGGGAGCUGAACUUGCCUACCAAACCUUACGUUAUCCGAUGCUUCUUCCUGGGGCUCACAAAAUACAGCGCCUCACCGAUCGUCGGUGUAUUAUGUGACGACCGAGACUACAGUAGUGCUCUAAAAAGGAUAAUUGACGACAGUCAGCUUCAAAGUUGGCCUUGCGUAAGAUUGCAUGUCACUGUUCAGGCCUUAAUGGUGUCAGAUAUCCCAGCAAUGACAUCUACCGAUUUGAGAGCAUACACGGUCCAUACACUCGUCGACAAGAUCCCCGAGAAUAUGAACGCAGUAGGAAUAGAGAUACGGAAGGAUAAUCAACCUAUCAGCAAAGCGACUAUAGGCGGAAUCAUUGUGGCAGACGGUGAACAUUUCGCGCUGACUGUAGCCCAUGCUUUCACUUACCCACAUCACUCUGGCCCAACACCUGGACCUUUGGAGAUCGACGUAUCUGAAUUGAAAGACCUUUUCGAAGGCCCCAAGCCAACAAGUUUCCCUGGUGAAAGAUAUACGAGUAUGGUCUCGGUUUCACAGUUACCACCGGCAAAAGAGGUGUUGUCCGCAGGGGUCUCGCCUCCUGCCCCGAUCGCAAGUUCUGGCGGCGGAAUUCAUAUUGGUGAAUUGAGCAUCAUUUCAAGAUUGUCAUGUCAUGAUAUAGAAACUCAUCCUUCCCUCGAUUGGGCACUCGUUAAACUUAACGACGCCCUACCUUCUCAGAUUAGAUAUACUAACAGUAUUCCUGUUGAUGGCCAUGGCCAGGUUGUGGUUCUGACUCCUCGGGCUUCUCUGCAAGGGCGGCUUCUGUCUGAUGCGGUCUUUGGCUUACCAGUGCGUGCAGAUCCGCAGUCAGUAUCUACUAUCCAAGUUGAUUUAACCCAAGAUGGCGACUCCGGGUCGUGGGUAAUUGGUCCUAAGGACAAGGAGGUGCGGGGAAUGCUGAUAGGAGCUUGUCAGCCUCUGCAUGAGGCGUACUUUCUGCGGAUGGAAGAGAUCCUGAAAGAUAUUGAGCGCCAAAUCAAGAAAAGUGUGACAAUAGCUUCAGAAGGCGACUCUGGCUCACUAGUUAUCCCGGGAAACAAAGACAAUGAAACCCUUACGGAAGAAGCAAGUUUGAGAAUGACGGGUAAACCUGUACACGAUAUCGGAGGGAGGAUAUACAAUACAGAUCGGCCUGUUCCGGAACCAGCCAUCAACGCUCUCGAGUAUUUUUACUGGAUAAAUGAGAGAAAAAAGGCGGUUCGCGACUUGGACCACGAGAAGAAGAAAAGAGAACCCAGACUGGACGUCAUCCAAGUCAUAGAGAAAGUGAUCAAGCAAGCUGAGUUGGUGAUCGAGCAGUGGAACAUCGAGAACGCGGAAGACCUCGUGCCCCAGCGAAAGAUGACCACUUUGAUGGGUUACAACUUGGAUGAGAGAUUGAGAAGGAUCGAAGAGCUUCAAGCUGAGCACUUAAGGCUUCGAGAUAGCAUCGAAGAAAUGGAAGACGAGAACUCCCCGGGUUGGGAGAUUGCAGCCACCCAACUGAAACUCGAAUUAGAAAUCGUCGAGAUAAAGCUCAAAAUUAAAAGGGAAGAAGACAUGGAUGACCCUCAUGUCAAAAGAUGGGAGCAGGAGCUCGAAACUGCCAAUCUAAAAUUGGAGUUGGCUAAGUUGGACACGGCCCCGGCCAAAAAUCCUGAGAAUGAGAAGCGUAUCACGGAGCUAAGGGCCAUGAUCAAGAACGCCGAACCCGAAUAAUCGUGAGAGAGUUCUAAAGGUCAACCUGGAGGGUACUUAGGACCGUAAAAGUCGACUCAUUCCUUUCUUCUGCCCUUCUUCUAUCAGCGUCAGGCAAUUACUUCUUUCCUUUAUUACGUUACUCGUUACCAUGUUGUGCCCGAUUGUAGCU